CAGAAGUCGACCGAGCUGCUGAUCCGCAAGCUGCCCUUCCAGCGGCUGGUGCGUGAGAUCGCCCAGGACUUCAAGACCGAUCUGCGCUUCCAGAGCUCGGCCGUGAUGGCGCUGCAGGAGGCCAGCGAGGCGUACUUGGUCGGUCUGUUCGAGGACACGAAUCUGUGCGCGAUUCACGCCGAGCGUGUUACCAUCAUGCCAAAGGACAUCCAGCUGGCGCGUCGUAUCCGUGGCGAGCGUGCUUAA
This is a messenger RNA of Anopheles nili, 246 nucleotides long. RefSeq names its product histone H3-like. The annotation marks the transcript as partial. Gene Ontology annotation, molecular function: DNA binding; structural constituent of chromatin; protein heterodimerization activity. The transcript has a single exon. Gene Ontology annotation, cellular component: nucleosome. NCBI's taxonomy places the organism in Eukaryota, Metazoa, Arthropoda, Insecta, Diptera, Culicidae. The record is from RefSeq and is a predicted model, not a curated record.